AUGUAUUUGGCAUUUCAGGAAUUGGUGGCAUUUAAAGAUGUGGCUGUGGAGUUUAAUCAGGAAGAGUGGAGGUGCCUGGAUGCAUCUCAGAAAGAACUGUACCAUGAUGUGAUGAUGGAGAACUAUAAGAACUUGGUCUGCCUGGGGCUUGUAUUUAAUAAGCCAGCUGUUAUCUCCCAUUUAGAGGGAAAGGAGGCACCUUGGAUGGCAGAGGGGCAAGUCCAAAGAAACAGCUGCCCAGGUUGGGAGAUCAGACCUGUAAACAAGAAGCCAAUUACAAAAUUGGGCAUUCCUGUGGAAGAAUCAUCUCAGGAAACUCUCACAACUCUUUGUCCUUAUGUUUCUAAUUUGGGAGAAUCUUGGGAUUAUGAAACCAAGUUAGAGGGGGAGAAAAGUGAUGAGGAGAAAACUCAUCAAAGAAAGAUCAUCCAAAGGAAACCACAGAGUAAAUUGAGAAGCCAUGAACAUAAUAAAUAUGGUCAAAUCUUUGCUGUAAGGCCAAUUCUUUUUCUACAACAGAGAUUCCUCAUAGAAAAGAAUCUUCCCCGAAGUGAUGCACAUAGAAAGGGAUUUAGACUCUAUUCAGAUCUAAGAAAAUAUAAUGAAAUUUGCUCAAAGAAGAAAUUUUCUAAGUAUAACAUAAGAGGGAAAUAUUUCAGUUAUCAUUCAGACCUUAUUGAAUAUCACAGAAUGCAUACUGGAAAGAAACAUCAUGAAUGUGGAAAAGCCACAUUAUGGAAAAAACAACUUAUUCAACAACAGAGAAUUCAUACUAUACAGAAACCUUAUGCACAUAUUGAAUGUGGGAAAGCCUAUAAGAGAACACAACUUAUUCAACAUUUCAAAAUUCUUACUGGAGAGAAACUUUGUAAACACAGAGAAUGUGGGAAAACUUUUCAACAGAGUAUAUACCUUGCUUACCAUCAGAAAAUUCAUACUAGAGAGAAAUCCUAUACAUGUAAUCUAUAUUCUCCCAAUAAGAGAAUUCACACUGGAGAAAAUCUUCAUGAGUAUAAUGUGUGUGGAAAGGCCCUUCACUGGAGCACCAAACUUAUUAGACCUCAAGAAAUUCAUACUGUAGAGAAACAUGAUUCCAAUGAAUGUGGGAAGACUUUCAACCCAAAUUCACAUCUUACUCAACAUCUGAGGAUUCAUAAUGGAGAAAAACUUUAUAAAUGUAAUGAAUGUGGAAAGAUCUUGAAUUAUAGUUCAUCCCUUACUUCUCAUCUUAGAGCUCAUACUGGAGAAAAACCUUAUCGGUGUAUUGAAUGUGGCAAAGCCUUUGGUAAAAGGACACAGCUUAUUCAACAUUGGAGAAUUCAUACUGGAGAGAAACCUUAUGACUGUAAUGAAUGUGGAAAGGCAUUCCGUCAGAGCUCACAGCUUACUCGACAUCAGAAAAUUCAUACAGGAGAAAAACCUUUUGAAUGUGAUGAAUGUGAGAGGGCCUUCCGCCAGAGAUCACAGCUUACUUACCAUCAGAGAAUUCAUACUGGAGAAAAACCUUAUGAAUGUAAUGAAUGUGGUAAGGCCUUCUGUCAAAGCACUGAACUUACCCAACAUCAUAAAAUUCAUACUUGUGAGAAACCUUUUGAAUGUCAUGAAUGUGGUAUGGCCUUUCGCCUGAGUACUGGACUUACUCGCCAUCAGAAAAUCCAUACUGGAGAGAAACCUUAUGAAUGCAGUGAAUGUAGGAAGGCCUUCUGUCAGAGAGCAGAACUUACCAUACAUUAUAGAAUUCAUACAGGAGAGAAACCCUAUGUGUGUAAUGAGUGUGGAAAGGCCUUCCACCAGAGCUCACAAUUAACUCGACAUCAGAAAAUUCAUACAGGAGAGAAACCUUAUAAAUGUAAUGAAUGUGGAAAAGCUUUCCGCCAGAGCUCAGAACUUACACGACAUCAGAAAAUUCAUACAGGAGAGAAACCUUUUGAAUGUAAUGAAUGUGGGAAAGCCUUCCGCAGAAGAUCUCAGCUUACUUACCAUCAGAGAAUUCAUACUGGAGAAAAACCUUAUGAAUGUAAUGAAUGUGGGAAGACCUUCUGUCAGAGUACAGAACUUACCCAACAUCAUAGAAUCCAUGCUAGUGAGAAACCUUUCAAAUGUCACGAGUGUGGUAUGGCUUUUCAUCUCAGUGCUAUACUUACUCGCCAUCAGAAAAUCCAUACUGGAGAGAAACCUUAUAAAUGUAGUGAAUGUGGGAAGGCCUUCUGCCAAAAAGCAGAACUUACUGUACAUUAUAGAAUUCAUACAGGAGAGAAACCUUAUGUAUGCAAUGAAUGUGGGAUGGCCUUUCGACAGAGCUCACAACUGACUCCACAUCUCAGAAUUCAUACUGGAGAGAGACCUUAUAAAUGUAAUGAAUGUGGAAAGGCCUUCAAUCGCAAUUCAUCCCUUGUUUCCCAUCACAGAAUUCAUACUGGAGAGAAACCUUAUCAAUGUAAUAAAUGUGGGAAGACCUUCCGCCAGAGUACAGGACUUACCCGACAUCAGAGACUUCAUAUAGUAGAUAAAUCUAAUGAAUGUAAUGAUUAAAGGAAGGCUUUCCUACAAAGUAAACAUCUUACUUAACACUAGUUCACAGUGAAAUGAAGACUUAUGAAU
This is a messenger RNA of Vombatus ursinus (common wombat), 2601 nucleotides long. RefSeq names its product zinc finger protein 420-like. The transcript is spliced from 3 exons. The record is from RefSeq and is a predicted model, not a curated record. Lineage: Eukaryota; Metazoa; Chordata; Mammalia; Diprotodontia; Vombatidae. Gene Ontology annotation, biological process: regulation of DNA-templated transcription. Bases 1 to 2532 code for a protein of 843 amino acids.